AUGUCUCAAUUCAGUGAAGAACCUGCAGAAACGGACAAAAAUUUUCUCUCGUCUACAGAUAAAAACCUAACGACGCGUACAGGCGGUAGAAGACAAUUCACGUAUAGUGAAAAGUUAUUACCAUCUCAAAAUGUCGAACAACCCACCUCUGGUGAAAGACAAUUCUCAUAUAGUGAUACGUUAGCUUCAACUCCAAAUGUCGGAAACCCGGAGAUAGAUAAUGAUUCAGACUCACAAUUACCAUUAGCCACAAAUCCUAUUUAUCCGCCUCCAGUUUUAUCUGGUGACGGUUACGUGAAGCAAAUACAUAAAAGGCCACCACUUCCUUCACCAGUGGUUAUAAAUCCUGUUUAUCCGCCUCCAGCUUUACCUGAAGAUACAAAGGAUCCGAAAAAAACAUUUAAUGUGGAAGAAAUUUUGGAUAUCGUAAAAGAGGUCACCGAUGUAGUUCUACAGGACUCUGCUUAUUUGCACACUCGAGUUUCUACGUGGAACAAGCAAAUUGUUAAUAGUUGCGUAAAGAAACUAUGCGGUCUGGGUAAAGCUUUCAAGUAUAUUGUGACAUGUACAAUAGUUCAAAAAACCGAUGCAGGUUUACAUUCUACAAGCUCUUGUUAUUGGGAUGCACGAUUUGAUGGGUGUGCAAAGUUUCAUCGCGACUUGAAAAAUAUGGAUGUGGUAGUAAAUGUAUUUGGUUUGGCGGUAUGA
Molecule: messenger RNA, 708 nt
Organism: Ambispora gerdemannii
Lineage: Eukaryota; Fungi; Glomeromycota; Glomeromycetes; Archaeosporales; Ambisporaceae
Source: the annotation of a GenBank genome assembly